Drosophila takahashii is the source of this 2694-nucleotide messenger RNA. Its product is annotated as TBC domain-containing protein kinase-like protein. Lineage: Eukaryota; Metazoa; Arthropoda; Insecta; Diptera; Drosophilidae. Gene Ontology annotation, biological process: activation of GTPase activity; protein phosphorylation. Gene Ontology annotation, molecular function: ATP binding; protein kinase activity; GTPase activator activity. The record is from RefSeq and is a predicted model, not a curated record.
ACUCGGUCGGCACGGUCUGGCAACGCCAUCAGCUGUUUUUGCCACAAAACAAAAUUAAAUUGUUGCUGAUGAUUUGGAUUGUGGAUUCUGGAAAAUUGCACUGACUCGCAUUGAUUGGGAAAUCGGUGAUCAACCGGCGAGGCGAUGGGCAGCACGCGGGAGCGGGAAAGGGAGAGUCGCCUGUGCGCCGUCACCUUCUUCGCGAAGUUGCAUCCCGGCGACGUCUGCGGCAGCAACGGACUGCCCCUCACGCCCAACUCGAUUGCGAUCCUCGGGAGGGCCCAGAAACUGAAGGAGCUGCAGGACGAGCACCUGUGCCAGUACCUGGACGUCAUCCGCGGCAAGCACGAGCGCACCAUUGUGGUUUCCGAGUACCUGGGACUGUCUUUAGAAGACUAUGCCAAGCGCCACCCUCCGCUGGCCAUUGCCCAGAUCCUGAGGAUCUUCUACCAGGUGGCCUGCGGCAUUAACGUGUUGAGCCAACACCAUUUGGUGGCCCACAACCUGGAGCCCAAGCACGUGCUCAUCUCCACCGACGGCCAGCGGGUGAAGCUCUUCAACUACGGGCUGCACCACAUGACCAAGGGCGGUGCCUACGUGCCCUUUCCCAUCGGCAACAUUCGCUACAUGGCUCCCGAGCGACUGCUCGGUCUGAAUGGCAAUGUGAAGAGCGAUAUUUGGGCCCUGGCCCUCAUGAUCGUUGAGCUACUGUUCCAAAUCGAACUCUGGCCCAAGCUGAAGCUCUCGAAUGUGGUGCGGAAGAUCCUGGCCUUCGGCAGGAGCAACGGGGUGCUGGAGAAGAUUGCGCGGGAGCAUCAGUGCCACGAGCGGUAUGCGGAAAUGGACAGCAGUCUGCGACAGCUGCUGGAAAGCUGCCUGAGUGUGCUGCCGAAAAGGAGGCCUCUGCCGGAGGAGCUCUUGAGUCAUCCCGUUUUCGAGGGCCUCCUCUUGCAACUUCCGAAGCAGAGGAGUCAACCCGAGGCAGUCGAGCACUUGCCGCUGCUCCUGCGCUGUCCUUUAUCCCAGAUCUACCAUCUUUGGCAGCUGGCCGGCGGCGAUGUGCAGGCGGAGCUCAAGAAGGAGGGUCUCAUCCGCAGCGAGGCGCCCAUUUUGGGCCUCCCUCAGAUCGUUCGCCUGAGCGGCGCCAGCGUUUGUCCGGGUCGCAGCCAGGCGCAGCUGAUGGACGAUCGUGUGGUGCCGCUGCGCCUGAAGGCGCUGCUCCAGCGACUGAGUCGCCUGCCCGCCGGCGUCUACUUUCCGCUGCUCCACUCGCCGCGCUUUCCCGCCCACUUUGCCCGCGAACUGCAGGAGCUGCCGCUGGUGAUCCGCGAGAAGGACAUCGAGUAUCAGUUCCAGCGGGUGCGCCUGUUCACGCGCCUCCUGCAGGGCUAUCCGCACACCUCGGAGCAGCUGCGAAGCGAGGCGGCGGUGGAUGUGCCGCCGCUGUUGAGGGGUCCCAUUUGGGCUGCCCUCCUGGAGGUGGUGCCCAAUGGCAGCUAUGCGAAGAUAGACAAGUUCACGGCGACCAGCACCGAUCGGCAAAUCGAGGUGGACAUACCGCGGUGCCAUCAGUACGAUGAGCUGCUCUCCUCGCCGGACGGCCAUCGCAAGCUGAGGCGGCUGCUCAAGGCCUGGGUCACUGCCCAUCCGCAGUAUGUCUACUGGCAGGGAUUGGACUCGCUGACGGCGCCCUUUCUCUAUCUCAACUUUAACAAUGAAGAACUCGCCUUCCUCAGCCUGUUCAAGUUCAUUCCAAAGUAUCUGCAGUGGUUCUUUCUCAAGGACAAUUCGGCGGUGAUCAAGGAGUAUUUGAGCAAGUUCUCCCAGCUGACUGCCUUCCACGAGCCGCUGCUCGCCCAGCAUUUGGCCAGCAUUAGCUUUAUCCCAGAGCUAUUUGCCAUACCCUGGUUCCUCACCAUGUUCUCGCAUGUUUUCCCGCUGCACAAGAUCCUGCAUUUGUGGGACAAACUCAUGCUGGGCGACAGUUCCUAUCCGCUGUUCAUCGGCAUUGCCAUCUUGCGCCAGCUGCGGAGCACGCUGCUCACCUCCGGUUUCAACGAGUGCAUCCUGCUCUUCUCGGAUCUGCCGGACAUCGUGAUGGAUGGCUGUGUGCUGGAGUCGCAGAAGAUGUACGAGGCCACGCCGAAGAGUAUUACCCAUCGCCAGCACGCGCUGCGCCUCCAGCCGCCACAGGCUUUGGACAUUGGCGUGGCGGACGUGGAGCUGAAGCAUUUGCAGCAGGAGCAGUGCCCGCGGAUCAGCGCCAAGGACGUGCACUUCCUGCUCGUUCAUUCACCGGCCGAACUAAUCCUCGUCGAUCUGCGCAGCGUGGUGGAGUUCGGACGCGUCCAUGUGCCGCACAGCAUCAACAUUCCCUUCGCCACCGUCCAGCUGGGCGAGCAGCGACUGGAGGCGCUGCAAGUGCCCCAAUUGGAGGCGCUUCUCCGUGGCAAGAUCGUCGUCUGCGUGAGCAACAUCCAUCAGCACUCCGUGGAGUUUUCUCACUUUUUGGUGGCCUGCGGCGUCCAGCGCACCUGCAUCCUUCACAAGGGAUUCAACGUCCUGCACUCCAUCGAGCCAAACAUACUCAUCUCGAAUUGAGCCCGCUGAUCGUUUCUCGUUAGCCUCAUCGCUUCUGCUCGUCUAGCCUAAGCUCAAUGUAAAUUUAUUAUCUUUUUUAAAUGGAAUGUAUUU